Molecule: messenger RNA, 822 nt
Organism: Scheffersomyces stipitis CBS 6054
Lineage: Eukaryota; Fungi; Ascomycota; Pichiomycetes; Serinales; Debaryomycetaceae
Exons: 1
Source: RefSeq, a predicted model, not a curated record
AAAAAGAGAUACAGAGUCAUCAGAGGAGUUAGUGCUGGAGGCAGCACAACGCGCCCACCCAAGUUAUCUCUCGAUAGCGACGCUGUUUUCUUGCCAGUUGAGCUCAACUUGGUCGGUGCUACAGUCGAAGAUAUCUGCUACCCUCAGUGGUCGCCCACCGAGAAGGAUGACAGAAGAAGAAUCAUCAGGAUAGAAAGAAUACAGAACGGUCCCAAGUUGAUUGCUAACUUCUCCAUCGUCGGUAGUGCCAACGAAAAUCCCAUCACUUUACCUCCUCCUCCUAAUGCUGAUGUGGUGGAAGUGUCAUGUUUGGAGUGCAAUGUCAAGGUUAAUGAUGAGUACUACGAUUCGCAAAGCAGUGAUGAUGAAGGUAACAAGUCAGGCUCGUCGCCCAAGAGUUUUGUUAAGAGUGAAGCUGACGGUGAAACCUAUCAGUACUACAUUACAUCUGUGGAAGUAGUGGAAAUUGUCGAAUUGUUGAUCGGCACUCAGUUGAAAGACCCCGCUGAAAAGAGAAGAGAAAGAGGUAGAGUAAGAUCGAAUUUGGUUCCAUUCUGGUCAAAGAAACCAAUCUCGUCGAGAAUGAACGACUCGUCAUUUUCUAAUGCCAGCCAACAGCUGUCCAACACACAACAACCAACCAAUCAAGAUUUCAGAGUAGAACUUGCCAAAAGAAUCAUGGGCUACGAAAUCAGAAAGCCAAGAGGUUUUGACAAGGAAGUGAGAAUCUUGAGAUGGGACAAAUUGGUUCCAGCCUUAAAAAGAGCUUUACAAAGUUACUAUACAGAAAUACCGCUGAGCGACGCCCAUCUCGAUUUCUAG